AAUUUUUUUUUUUUUUAAUUUUUUUGUCUAAAAUUUCAUGCGACUUUUUUUUAUCUUAAAGUCGAUCCGAGCCCUGUGUAUAUGUAUACUGCUUGAAGUAAUAUGAAAAUAACUUGGGCAAGGUUAGAGCAAUUUUUAUCUAACAAGGUUUAAACCACUCUACAGAGUCUUAUCCUUAUUUCCCGACUAGGCGUAUUCAAGGCGAUUUCGCAUCCGGAGUGCCUGAAAACGGGCUGUGAAGUGGCGCUAUCCAGAGGUUCGAGAAAUCUCGUCUAAUCGAAGGUAGAGUAGUUAAUUCCUUGUCCGUUGUGACUGAUUUCAUUUUUUUUUUUAUUUAACUUGAUUUUAAUUAACUGUUUAUUUCUAUUUUAUAAUAAAAAAAAAAUUUGUUUUUCUUUUUUUUUUUUUUUUUAGCUUAUAUCAAAUGGAGGGAAGAUCCACGAGAUCCAAAGGUGCUGCUCUCGAGGCCGGUCUCGAGUUUUACCAACCUGCCAGCCGUAAGGACGGUCGUCCGGACAUCCACAAACUUUACAAUGACUUGGAUAGCCGAUACUUUAACGGGGAGUUAAAACAGGUGGGUUUUACCGUGGGCUGGGGGCAAAACAUGAGGACGACUUCCGGAUUCACAGACACCAAAAAUAGAUUUAUUCGUAUCAGCUGGGAGAUUCACAGUUUGUUACCGGAAGAAGAUCUUAUGGCGACCCUACUUCAUGAGAUGAUCCACGUGAAGUGUUUCCAGCACAAGUGGGAUGUUAGCAAUCACUGGCAUUGUGGCAAGUUCAUCGAAGAAAUGGAGAGGAUAAAUAAGAUUGGGCCCUAUAAGGUGGUCCUUAGUCACGAGCUGCCGGAAAAGGUUUACGAAAAACUACAUCCGUACGAGUGGAAAUGCCGUAGUUGCGGUUAUAUUCUUCGGCUAACGACUCGCACAACGCCAGGUCCAAAAAACCGGCAUUUCAAUAAAAAAAAUAAAAGUUGCGAGAAUCCCUUGUGGAAAAAAUUAUAGAAGAAGAUGUAAAUAAAAUUUUAGUACCUGAACUCAAAAAUUCUUUUUUUUUAUGAUUUGACAGUCUCCUUCCUUCGAAAUACAUUGGUGGUUAUAGAAUUUGAUGAAACAAUUUCGUUUUCCUUCUUCCCUUUUCUUAGAUACGCAGUUCGAUUUGGGAAC
Messenger RNA from Leptopilina boulardi, 1165 nucleotides. RefSeq names its product DNA-dependent metalloprotease SPRTN-like. Bases 425 to 1003 code for a protein of 192 amino acids. Gene Ontology annotation, cellular component: nucleus. Gene Ontology annotation, biological process: DNA damage response. The transcript is spliced from 2 exons. Lineage: Eukaryota; Metazoa; Arthropoda; Insecta; Hymenoptera; Figitidae. Gene Ontology annotation, molecular function: single-stranded DNA binding; metalloendopeptidase activity; polyubiquitin modification-dependent protein binding. The record is from RefSeq and is a predicted model, not a curated record.